GCAGGGGCGGGAAUCCGCGGCCUCUGUGGCAGCGGUGGACACGUCGAGCCGGGCAGAAGUGGAGGGGGCUUGUGAGGAGUCGUGAGGGGUGACGGGUUAAGGUUCUGAGAAGGAGGCUUCGGUGGCGGGACCCGACCUGGGAAGACUCUUUUGCUGCAUCCGAACUUUUCCUGGGAAAAUGAAUCAUUCCCACCAUAUGGGCCACAUGACCACCACAGCCUCACACUCCCAUGGUGGAGGAGACGGCAGCAUGAUGAUGAUGAUGCCUAUGACGUUCUACUUUGGCUUUAAGAAUGUGGAACUGUUGUUUUCUGGUUUGGUGAUCAAUACAGCUGGAGAAAUGGCUGGAGCUUUUGUGGCAGUGUUUCUACUAGCAAUGUUCUAUGAGGGACUCAAGAUAGCCCGAGAGAGCCUGCUACGGAAGUCACAAGUCAGCAUUCGCUACAAUUCCAUGCCUGUGCCAGGACCAAAUGGAACCAUCCUUAUGGAGACACAUAAAACUGUUGGGCAGCAGAUGCUAAGCUUUCCUCACCUCCUGCAAACAGUGCUGCAUAUCAUCCAGGUGGUCAUCAGCUACUUCCUCAUGCUCAUCUUCAUGACCUACAACGGGUACCUCUGUAUUGCCGUAGCAGCCGGGGCCGGGACAGGAUACUUUCUCUUCAGCUGGAAGAAAGCAGUGGUAGUGGACAUCACAGAGCAUUGUCAUUAACGUCAGACUCCAUGGUGUGGCCUUAAUGAUUGCAGUGGGAAGCAGUUUGAGACUGGAAGACAUGAUUCCUGCUCCAAUCAUCUCUUCUUGCUCCUCUUACACACACACACACACACACACACAGAGCUCAACAGAGGUUUAGUUUACAGUCCCUGGGGUAAAGUGGUAACCUCCUAAACUGUUUUUUUUCCUACUAAGUUGAGAUUCCCAUUUUUCUUAAAGAGAAGCCACCCGAGAUGUCUUUUUCCUCGUCAUCUUAGAUCCCAUUUAUAUGUUCUCGUCUAAUCUGGGUAGCUUUCUAUUCAAUGACUUGGUCAUCUGCUUCCUUGUUUUAUCUUCUUGGUUUCUUUUAGCAGACAGCAUAUGAAUUUGUUUUUUGUUUUGUUUUGUUUUGUUGUUUUGUUUUUCCCUGAGUCAGUGAUGGAAAGGGUUUGACUUUGAGCAGGAUUAAUGGCAGGUGAGGGAAAUUCUUGUCCAACUACACCCGGAACUCAAACUUAACAUUAGAAAAUGAGUUCUAGUCUUUGGACUCAAUAAGUGGGAAAUACCCUGUGCCUUUCUCCAGUUGUGAUGUUUUGCACCAAAACCUUUGUAGUGUGCAGAGGGGUGGUUGAGGCUAAUUCCAGGCUCAGGGCUUGCAGAGUGUGUAUUCUUGAGUUGCUAACUCAUCAAUUUUAUGUUCCCACUUACCAUUUUGAUUAGGAUGAAUUUGCUAAUCAAAAAAAAAAAGACAAUCAAUUUGAGAGAAAAGAAACAGAUAUUUUAAAAUAAAACUGUAAAGCCAUUGGCAUUUUACUUUGACUUAGUACCUUGGUUUGUCUCAGCUGAAUGAAGCAAGAGUUUGAAAUUUUUCCCAUUACUGUUUUCAUGUGUUUGUCUCCAAACCAGUGAUUUUUUUUUUUUUACAGGCAGAGUGGACAGUGAGAGAAAGAGACAGAGAGAAAGGUCUUCCUUUGCCGUUGGUUCACCCUCCAAUGGCUGUUGCGGCCAGCGUGCUGUGGCCGGCGCACCGCGCUGAUCCCAUGGCAGGAGCCAGGUACUUAUCCUGGUCUCCCAUGGGGUGCAGGGCCCAAGUACUUGGGCCAUCCUCCACUGCACUCCCUGGCCACAGCAGAGAGCUGGCCUGGAAGAGGGGCAACCGGGACAGAAUCCGGCGCCCUGACCGGGACUAGAACCCGGUGUGCCUGCGCCACAAGGCGGAGGAUUAGCCUAGUGAGCUGUAGCACCGGCAUGCAAACCAGUGAUUUUCAAAGUUGAGCAUGCAUCAGAACUAGCAGCUGACACACUAAUUGCUGGGCCUUAAUCCCAGAGCCCCAAAAUUGGUAUUUCUGGGUUCUUGAUUGUUGUUCCAAUUGAUGGUCAAGGGGGCCCACACUUACUCUGCUUUAAAUUAAGGAAGCAUCAUCUGGUAUCGGGCAUGGAAAUUUGAAUUGCUGAUGGGUAGGUUGUACAUCUGGGCAUAAUUCACGUCAUAAAUGCUGCUGGUCAAUACUUAAGCAUUCCAAAGACUGUUGUGCAGCUCCAUCUGUGUACACCUAUACCUGCACCUUUGCGCAUUUGCAGGAAGGGCUGCAGCCAAAGUACUCUGAUCAGCAUGGAUGAAAUCACUACUCCUCGGUUUUAAAGAGCUGUGGUUUCUUGGAAGGAGUUUGAAGGUUGAGAGAGACCUUUGACCUGUGGUGUAAAUCAGCCAGCCUGGGCCAGAAGGGCCAAAGCUCAGCUUUCUCUUUGGAGAAACUCAGGGUGCGGCCCACUGAUGGCCAGAUUUGCAUCAGCCCCAGCAUCCAUGCCCACGCCAGGCAGAUCCCCAUCCUCUGAAAGACCAUCUUUGUCACUGUUAGGGGCUUCAUUAGAUCACAAGUGGCUAGAAACCUCUUUUCUAAGUGAAGAAUCCCAUUGGAUGUUUAUUGUUAGUCUCUACUGCAGCCUUGUUUCAGUCCAAACUACCUCGGUACAGUGAAUCUUCCGUGCUGGUCUGCUCAACCCUGCCCUCCUCGGAGCCAGACACAGCCGUGCCUCGGGCAGAGCUGUCCUGUUGGCUUGUGUUGUGGUUUUGAAGUUUGUACUUUCUCUGUGGAUGCCAGUUAAAUAUUGGAGAGUGAGGAGUGUGUACUUCUAUGGCUUUGAACCAAGAGAGGGUGACGAGCCUACUAGAUCGAGGUUAAAAUCCAAGAACCAACAUUUUAGAGCUUUGUGCUUUUCUCUCAUUUCAUCCGCUUGAAGCCCUGGUAACUUAGCAUGGGCAGAGUGAAUUCCGGGUACUGACAAGAGUCCAGCACUAAAGGUGCAAAUAGCCCAUGGCUGUCUCGGAAGCCAAGGAAUCAUAAAACCAUGAGAACCAAGUAAGAAUCAAGGUUUAGUAGUGACUCUGGUGCUCUCUAGACAUCUCAGCAUGAGCUGCUAUAAAAUACCUUCCCAGUACUGGGACCUUAUCAGUAAGGUAAGAAAAACCGUUAUAAAUCUGAAACUAACAAAGAAAAACCUCUUCAGGAUAGAGAUAAUCUCCUGGAAAACCUGACUUUUAGAGGUUCAGGGUUGCCAAAGGAUGAAGCUGGUGAAUGAGAAAAAAGUUUAAAUUCUUUCCGUCUUUCCUGAGCUGUGGGAUUGUCAUAAUAUAAUGACCUUGUCUCGUUGACUUUGAUUUCUGAACUCCUAUUCAUUUGGAAUUUGAUGCCUUGAUGUCUUUGUUCACUUUGGACCGAAACUUCUCUUUUCCUCCUUCCCUGUGCACAGCUGUUAGGAGACUGUACCCUCACCUCUUUGGCCUCCUAUUCUGCUCUCCUUUUCCCUUCCUGACUUCCGGUCUUUUAUCCCCAUCGUCUAGUUUGUUCAAUCUCCCUAGCCCUCCUGAUGCAGUGGGCAUUGCCAUUUGUAGAUGUAAAUACCAGAAGUUGGUAUUUAGAAACCUGUUAGAGACCUUAAGCACGCUUCAAGAAACAACUGCCCACUGGAAUUUUUGUAAGUCUGGGAAAAGGUACCUCGUACUCUCCUCAGAGUUACAGACUUAGGUGCUGUCUCCAGUGUCUGAUGGAGGAACACUCAACACCCGCAUUGCCCACAAACAGGGAACCCUCACUCUGUCCAUCGGGGAUUAGAAAGUUUCCUCACUACUUCUGUAGUAGGGUUGUCCAGAAUUCCCUUUCAGGCUGUGGGUACUGGUCUUGGGUUCUAAUCACAGGAGAUUCCUUGCAAAGGAGCUGGAGGAAAGAGGGCAUGGGGUACAGUUUCAUGUCAUUUAAUUUUGAUCCUGCCCUCCUCAGCUGCUUCUUCAAAAGAUACAACUAAAGAUAGACAGUCCUCGUUUAAUAUAAUGCCUUAAUCACUGGGUCUACAAUUAAUGUUGACUGUUUUAGAUUGUACGCUCCUGGAGAGCAGUAUGGCUGUAGUCAGAAUGUUUUAACAGUGUCAUGUGCAAAAGAACAAAAUAAAUAUUUUGAUUUUGUGAUUGUA
Oryctolagus cuniculus (rabbit) is the source of this 4159-nucleotide messenger RNA. Lineage: Eukaryota; Metazoa; Chordata; Mammalia; Lagomorpha; Leporidae. The record is from RefSeq and is a predicted model, not a curated record.